AUGGCGUGCCGCGAACAUGCCUUAAAAGUUGGAGAUGUCUUUUAUUCAUUUAGUGAGGUUAAGAAGGCUAUAAAAGAUUUUGAACUCGAACAAGAGGCUUCGUAUUGGCGACGUGACUCGAGGACGAUUCAAAAUAUGAUCAAAAGAGGUUAUGAUUUAGUUGAUAAUGAAGAUAUAAAAUAUUAUGACAUAACCUACUGCUGUGUAAUGGGUGGCCGAUCCUAUUCUUCGAGGUCAUCUGGCGCCAGACCAAACCAUAGCUCAUUCAAAAAUGGAUGUGAAUCUUAUGUGAAAUUCAAAUUAGUGGACGAUAGGUUAGUAGUUCGACAUAUGGACAUUGGGCACAACCAUUCGACACAUAGAGAGGAUGAUGUUGAUGGUGAUCUGAAGUUAGGAGCCAGAUAUUCCUCAUUUGUUGAAUUACAAAAAGCUGUUGAUGUCUACUGCAAGAAAAAUAAUGUUAGAUUUUUUCGAUCUGAUUCAAGGAAGUUGAAAUCAGCACCGAAUAGGAUAAAUCCUCAAAUCAUUGAGAAGACCCCAGAUUACCUGGUGUAUUAUUCUCUCACUUACACCUGUGUCUUUGGAGGCAAGAGCUUCAAAUCUAGGAACAAGCAUGAAAACAAGAGUUCUGUGCAAGAAGGUUGUAAAUUCAUCAUCAGAGUUGGCUUGACUAAAGAUUGUCAGAUGCUGCAAAUAAUUAAGAUGAGUGAUCCAGAGGUACACAAUCACGUUUUAUCAGAAGCCAGUCUGGCAGACAUGCCUAAAGUUCGAACUAGCGCAUCUUCAGUCCCGGCCACGACUUCUGCCACUGGUAGCAAGAAACUUUCAAAAACUCAACCGAGUCGAGUAGAGGAGAAGAAAGCAAGUAAAAAGGUUCCAGAAUCAAAGUUCUCCAGCAAAUAUAUAUACGGAACUCACGAGGACCAGUUAUUGCAUGAACACGAUAAUGCAAUGAACUUAACGAAAUAUAGAGAAACUGGUUUGUUUUGUGACACCGCUAUCGUGGCUAAGGAUGGAAUGUUGUAUGCUCACAGUGCCAUUCUUGCCAUGAACUGCCCUUAUUUCUACUCAGUACUCAAUCAACAGCCCUUCUACUCACCAAAAGCAAAUAUGGUUGACCUUUCCAAGUAUUCAUCUGUUGUCAUCAAUGAUCUGCUCGAUUUUUUCUACUUUGGAAAGAUGUCUAUGAAGUACAUGGAUGAGCUGAAUGAGAUGGUCAGUUACUUUGAUAUGGUCAUCAAUGUUGUCUCUGAUGAUGACGACGAUGAUGACGACGACGACGAUGAUGGAGAAGAAUGUGAGGGUGCUUCCAAUCAGGCUGCAGAAGAUGAAGGUGAUGGCGACGAAAAUGAGGAUGAAGAUGAUGACGAUGAUGAUGACGAUUUUGGCGAUCCAUUAGUCAGCAUUGAUGAAUUUGAAAACGAUCCAGUUGGAAAAAUUAACCAAACAUUAUCAAAAAAAAGCAAAAAAAGUAAAAGUUUUGAGCCUGUCAUGAAUCAUAAGGAUGUUGUAAAGUUAGCUGCUGCUUCCAAUCCAAAGGAGAAAGAUGUACCUGUCUCAACUGUAAAAUUGAGAAUUCCUCGAUCUGGCUUGAGGAAAAAAUUAAAUAAAAAUUUUUCAUGUGUUAGAUGCAAGAAAGUCUUCUCAUCACAACACGACCUCAUGAAGCACAAGUUGCUAUUUUGCAUGUUCAGCAAGUUGAGGAUUCGUAGUUAUUAA
This is a messenger RNA of Helobdella robusta, 1719 nucleotides long. RefSeq lists its product as hypothetical. Lineage: Eukaryota; Metazoa; Annelida; Clitellata; Rhynchobdellida; Glossiphoniidae. Gene Ontology annotation, molecular function: protein binding. Bases 1 to 1719 code for a protein of 572 amino acids. The record is from RefSeq and is a predicted model, not a curated record. The transcript has 6 exons.